Messenger RNA from Striga asiatica, 342 nucleotides. NCBI's taxonomy places the organism in Eukaryota, Viridiplantae, Streptophyta, Magnoliopsida, Lamiales, Orobanchaceae. The record is from the annotation of a GenBank genome assembly.
AUGGACUCGGCUGACUCACAACCAGUAGCAACACCGUCGGGACCAUCACAGCACCAACAACUCGUGAUAACACCUGGUGGUACUAAAUAUUGGAUUCCCCAGUGUGAAGACUCGAUUCGGCCUCGCAAAGGACAGGUUUUUAGAACAUUAACUGAGGCCGUUGAUUUCUACCGAACAUAUGCCUCUGCAGUUGGUUUUGACGUUAGACAAAGCACAUUGGUAAAAGCGAUGGAUAAGACCAUUCUUUGGAGAUAUUUGGUGUGCUCGCGUGAAGGGACAAUUGCUGAUUGCCUGAAAGUCGCGUCCAGGCUUUGGAACAUUCAGUGUUACAUGUUGGAAUAA